This is a messenger RNA of Symbiodinium sp. CCMP2592, 11928 nucleotides long. The record is from the annotation of a GenBank genome assembly. Lineage: Eukaryota; Dinophyceae; Suessiales; Symbiodiniaceae.
AUGGUCCUCCACCUGCCACAGUACCGAUCACCUCCAGUGACCCAGGCCCUUAUUCUGGUCAAGCCGCCUAUGACUCUCCUGGACCUCAGGUACUUCCCGGCGGCAGUGCUAUGGGACCACCACCGGUUCCUCCUUAUGUGGAUCCCUCCCAGCGCCAGACCCUACCACGACUUCGGAGACGAGAUCGCGACCGCCCUCGAGAUGAAGAACGUUCUCGCGCUGAAGACCGGGAUCGUGAUCGUCAUCGCCGUCGACGUCGUUCGGUAUCCCCACUUCCUCCUGACCCUCUACCUGUCAAAGCGCGACCGCAACUUCCUCCUCCACGCACCACAACGGCGACAACCGGCCGAUCCCGUAGUCGGCGUCGCCGCCGCGACCGUGCUGACCGAGACCGUGAUGAUCGUGAUGAUCAUGACCGCUCCCGAGGUGCACGUGAUGUUCCCCAUCGCGAUCGAGACCGUGAUCGACAUCGGAGUUGCCUCUGAUCCGGCUCGGACGUUUCUCAUGAUGCGCGCUCAGGUCGGGAUCCUUUCGGGACAAUCGAGCACACAGCCGUGUCUCCUCCCCGGUCCCGACGACAUCGAAGCCGAACCCCGGUGUCCAACACGCCGGAACAUCACCGCCACCACCGCCGUGACACUUCGAUCAGGCAACAUCGACAUCGAGAUCCUGAUGCUGAUUCUCCCCCACGACGUCGCCUACACUAUUCCUCGCCACGGCCAUCGUCUCGACGACAUCCUCCUCCUUCCGACUCUGACCGACGGGUACCACACUCUGACAGCCGGGUGCACUCCACUCCGCCACCUCAUGAUGAUCCAUCCCACUAUUCUUCCUCCGGUGCACCUCCUGCUCGACGUGAACCUCGCCGUGAUCGCCGAGACCAUCCUUCCGCUCGAGAUCACCGCCUACUCCAGGAACGCUACGAAGACAUCCAUCCGCUCGGCGCCAACUGGGAAACCACCGACCUCUUCCUUGCGUCUCGGCAUCGCCGAAAUGCCUAUUCAUCUCGUACCUGUUGUGUCGCUCACCCCGAAUGCGGGGCAAGCAUGGAUCGUCCGCCUGCUGGCUGCUGGCCGCCCUCUUGUGAUCGAAAUUUUCAGGACGCGACAGGAAGCGCUUUUGGCUUCAUUCAUUAUUCGGACGCUCCGCAAGUCCUCGGACCAAUACGACAUCUCUGAUGUCCUUAAACAAUUACACGACAACCACACCGUUGCUACCGAAGGCCCACGCGACCUUACCAUAUGGGCGUAUCGCGCUCAGCUCUUGCAACACGUGGCGGACAAGGUUGCUGCGACUAUUAAUGAUCUACUACCCCACGGUGAAGUUGCAGCCGGAGGACGACCUGGACUUCUUGAACAAAUUCAACGAUUGCAGCAGGAGAACGACCAGCUAAGGUUGCUUGCCGCUGGCACGGGCGCCGAGACCUUACCUCAUCCACUUGCAGAACCGAACCCUCCACCAGACGCUGCCACCAGACUCCGGGACUCCUUCUCCAAGUUCGAACGACUUGAUCGCCGCGCUGUCCUCGCAUCCAACUCCCCCAAAUCCGCCUCUACCACCGAUGUGAAGAAAUGGCUCGACGGUCUCAUCAAGCUCCAUCGCGAAUCCUACACACCGAAGCUCACCGAGUUACAGGGCAUCUUGAAAGAGGCCGCUUCGGGUGUCCUGCCGCCCCUCGACAAAACCCUUGUGGAUUGGGGAUUGUCUGUCACUUUGGCUUCCAAGUUGUCGGAGGUCAACCAGCAAAAGCUAUUGGCGAUGACUGCGGUCCUCUCCGCCUUCCAGCCAGCAGCUCUCUUGGACUACCACCAGAACUUGUUCGCGUACGCCGUGGCCGCGACUCACCCCCCUAUUGAUGGCAGUCCAGGAAAUUCUAUUCGGCAGACUACACGACAUCCCGAUGACGUCAUGAUCCGUGAUCGCCUGGCCGAGCUCAUUGACCGUCACACUAACCUCUUCUACGGGUUCUUUCGCGUUGGAGACAACUAUUAUCAUGGCCUAUUUGUUCUCACCUUCGACAUCGGCGUCAUCUCGGCACUUUCGGCCACCAACCGCCAUCUCAAUGAUGCACUCGCCAUCUACCUCCUCGCUCGCUCCAUGACCACAGUUGCCCUUCUACCCGCGGAUCGUUCUGAACCUCCUGAUCUUCUUCGUCGGCGUCUUCCACUUGGCUCGGAGUUCUCCAGCAUUGUGCGGUUCUCCUCACUGACGUACCGCUUGGGUAUUCCCUCCUAUUUGACUGAGUUCGAUUGUACGGAGGUCCCCCGCAGUCGUCUCUCCAUGCCUUUGGCACCGCCCUGCAGAGCAGACACCUUCAGGACACCUCCUGGAGCGGAUGAUCGUGUGACACAAGCCGUUUUUGGGUUUCAGGCCCGUGAACCCCUGGUGUACCGCCUCAGUGGCACAUGGGCAGCUUCUCUCGUGAUGGCAGAGAAGAGGACGUUUGAUGCUGCAUUCGAAGGGCAUCUUGCUCAUGUUGUGCACCAGAAUUCUACGAGCAACUCAAAGCAGCCAUGGGAGAGAAGCAUUGUGAAUGUGCCGAGUGUAUUGCCGAAAGCUUUCUUGGGAAGGGGGCGUCUUGGGAAUGUGCUUACUCAUACGGCUGCUGCUCCUGUGAAAGCUCCGAGUGGCCCGUCGGCUAUAAAUCUGACUGCUACUGGAGGCAAGCUGCCACGGAAGGUUGGGCCUUCCUGGAUUCAGAGACAAUCGGAUAACAGACAUGCGGCUGUCAUGAAGUGGCUUCGGAUUGCUAAAGAGGGUGGCGACUUCUUUGGGAUCUGUGCUAGAGUGGCGGAAGAUGCUGAAGCUGGAUUGCCAGCCUCACUGCAGGAGUCUCUAGGAGAUGUUUUCUCACUCAAGGCGAGCAGUACGCUUCACAGCAGGGCUGGCCCGGUCCUGAGAUACAUGGCAUUCUGCUGGCGCAUCAGAGAGCAGCCUUUUCCUUUGUCCGAGCAGAAGAUGUAUCGCUUCGUCAAAGAAUACUGCAGUGGGGCUGCGCCUACCUUUGCCUCCAGCUUCAUGAGUUCCAUUGGCUUCAUGCAAUAUGUCUUGGAGGCGAAGGUCCCGGCCGAUUGUGUUAGCAGCAGGCUGGCUGGCGCAGUUUCGAAGCUCUACUUGGAGAAGAGAAAGCUGCAACAGAAGCCGCCGCUGACGGCUUCACAGAUUCGGGCUUUGGAGCGAAUUGUGCUGGGACUUAUACCUGAAGUCCGUACGGAUGUCGAUAGAUACGCGGCAGGGUGCUUUUUGUAUUGUGUGUUUGCAAGAGCCCGCUAUUCGGACAUGCAGUGUUCUGGUGAGCUGGCGAAAGACAUCGUGCAAGGUGAAGACGGACCGCGUGGGUACCUUGAAGCGAGGGUCACCAGGAGUAAAACGAGUCACAACCUGGAGCGUAAAACCCGAUAUCUUGCUAUGGUCAGUCCGAUAUGGGGCCUUGAGCAGGAUUCUUGGGCGAUGGCUUGGAUGGAGGUGGCUGGCAGGGCGGGGCCCGCAUGGGGGCCUGACAUGCCCCUGCUACCGUCCCCCACCGAGGGUGGCCAAUGGCAGAAGGCGCCAAUGUCUGCGCAGGCUGGAGCGCGGUGGCUUCGCCACCUUCUCUAUCGUGCAGGCGAGGAUGUCGCAUUGGUCAAGGCCGUGGGCACUCACUCCUGCAAAGCUACGCUUUUAUCUUGGAUGUCCAAGUGGGGAGCUAGUAAGGAGAUCAGGUCGAUACUCGGAUAUCAUUCUAGUGCCAACGCCGGCACGGAUGUGAUCUACGCGAGGGACAGCGUUUCCCCUGCAUUGCGUGAGCUGGAGGAAAUGGUUUCUGCGGUCGCUUACAGGCGCUUCUUCCCGGACGCCACGCGCUCGGGCAUGUUUGCGGAGUCUUUGGCUGCCAGGGGAGAUGCUCAUGACAAGGCCGAGGUCGGUUCAGAUUCUUCUUCCGACAGGAGCGAUGACGAGGAGGAGCCGGACACUCUCGAGGAGGAGAAGGUGGUUGAGGACAGUGUCGGCGAUUUUGAGCCGAGCGGUUGCCUUCGAGAAAGCCUGGAGGGCAAGGCGGUUUUUCGGCAUGUCACCACCCGCUUCAUACACUUAGUUUUUGCAUCCGAUCUGCCGGCAGUGCUUUCCAGAGGCGAGGUGAGGGAUCGUAGGCGGGAUGAAUAUGCGCACGGAAUACAAGGAACGCUGUGCUCGGCAUUGCAGUGGUCUCAAGAGCCCGGAGUCGCAAAUGCGGGGUUUGAUCAGACUGAGCGUGAUCUCAUCCUGAAGCACGUUAAGAGUUUGAAGCAGCUGGCCUUCGUGAGCUCUUUUGCUCCGGGGGCUGCGGACGAAGGUCCGUUGAUCGAGGCCCUUAAGGCGAUGCUUGGAAAGGACCCAGAGAUGAGUCAGAAAGCAGCUUUCAGAGCCGUAUUUCAUGAAGCUUAUGCCAUUGUCACUUCGGAGAUGCGACAGCAGGUCGAAAGGGUAGAGGAACCGACAGUUCGUCAUUUGAGUCAGCCCGAGAGGGCUGAGAGAAUUGAGCGCCAGCGUUCACAGUUGACUGGCAUCACGAUAAAAGGUUCCUCGGAACCAUCAGAGGCCUUGGUCGACCUGUGCGUCGGUCAGUACGAGGCCAAUGUGAUUCAGUAUGUGCCUUGGUCUAAGUGCACGUCGCGGGAACAAGAGCUCCUAGGCGACGGUAAGAAGGACCUGAAGCUUUCGAUUGACGGCGAGAGUGGUAGGCUUAAGGUGGAAAACAAGGCCAAAGAUCAGGUGGCCGAUACAUCCACUGAAGUGAUGCUUCUGCAGGCCCUGCAGCGGCGUGCUCUUGCAUUCGAUCAAGCUAACAUUGUCUCUUUCACAAAGCUUGACAUGUGGCAUCAGAAGUUGAUGAAGGCGAGGCUGACUCCACCUCCGCCGGGCUACCAGCAAGUCACCUUCACUCAGUUGCAGAAUGCAGACUCGAGGCUCUUUCUGGAGCUUCAGGACCAUACGCGCACAGGCAUCCAGUCGGAUGCCAAAGGUCGUCCGAUCGAUGGCAUCAUAGAUUCAGUCAGCUGCAUGCACGAGGUGGUGUCGUUGAUGCAGCCGCUACAGGGCGGCCCUUCGUCUUCGUACGGUCCCAGUGAGCCUGCUCGACUGCGGGAGUCACCGUAUAAAGGCAAAGGCAAGGGCAAAGAUGGCAAAGGAAAGAAGCGCUUCGUUGCCAUGCCGAGCGAGCUUCGUGGGUGCAAUUCGCACACCGCGAAAGGACACCCGAUCUGCUAUGCCUUUAACCUGGGGUCAUGCCCGAACAAGGUGACCGGCAAUAAGUGUGAGAAGGGAUUGCACAUCUGUGCAGUCCCCAAGUGCGGCAUGAACCACGCCGCUAUCAAGUGUCCCAAGAAGCCGAAAGAUGGCGAGCAGGCGGGCCAUUCUCGAGCAAUCCAGGAAGUGCUUAAGGCCCAUCCCGAAGGGGAUGAGCCUCUUUCGAGUGCGCCCGAAGGGGCCCAAGCAAUGCCAUUUGAAGAGCAGGGAUCGAACCCACUCGAUCCAAAGGUUCAUGCGGACUCUUAUGCCGAGGAGCUUCUGUCUUUGGACAGGGAUCCCACGGCCCAGGAGUUGAUUCGUUUGUUUGACAUGCUUCCUCAGGAGCCGCUUUUGAGCAAGACUCGUGACGAUGGAGCCGCGGCCUUCUCGACUGGUGCCUACGUGAAGGGGCCUCUGCUCGGUCUCAGGAGUAACUGCAGCAAACAUCCGGCGGCUUCAAAGAUUUUCGCUCAGGCGGUGCAACGCGCUGCCCCGGGAAUGAAAUUUUCUACUCUGAGUGUGUUCUCAGACCUUAAGACGGAGCCUCAUGUCGACCGCUUCAACUCUCCUUUCCCUAACAUUCUUGUGCCACUCAGCAAUUUUCGGAAAGGAGAGGUCUGGGUCGAGUCAGCUCAGGGCGUUUUUCCUUGUGAGGUCGAUGGUGUUACGAAGCGCGGCAUCUUGAUCGAUGUUGCCUCCGGACCGAAGGCCUUCUAUGCUUGCAGCCAUGUGCACGCUACACGGCCGUGGAGCGGCCGACGCGUAGUCAUAGUUGGUUUUUGUAUUGCUAGGGUUCAGGAGCUUGACGUGGACUGUAGGGCGCGCUUGGCUGAGCUUGAUUUCCCUGUGCCCCAGACGCCGCCCAACUUCAGUCCGGAUUUGAUCGAGGUCAGGGGUACCUUCCAUGACCUCAGAAGUUCUCAAGUGGAUGAAGCCUGUGAUGCCCUCCCGGCUCAACUGCAAGCCGCCUCUCUGCUGUGCCUUGACCUCUUUUGCAAUGCAGGCGAGUUCGGGGCCUCCCUGAAGGCAGCCGGAUUCGAUGUGCUCGCGAUCGAGCAACCGCACCUGAAGCAGAGAGCUUUGCUCAGCGUUGUGUCGCUGGAUCUUAGGAGGGCUGCCUCUUGGGACUUCCUAGUUAAGGUUGUGCUCGCUAGGAGGGUCGUCUUUGUGCUUGCCGCCCCCACUGUGGCCGCCUCUUCAGGCGACCUUCCCGAAGGUUUUGCCCAGGUGGCUUCCGAGCUCAGCUCAUUCUUGGCAUUGCUCGCCACUCUUGAUAUCGGAUGGGGAGUCUUGAAUCCGCUAAGCAGCCGGCUGUGGGCGACUUUGGCGCUGCCUGCCUCGCAUGUCGUGAAGUUCGACCUGCUUGCCCAUGGUGGCGAGCAACACCAGCAGAUGCUGUUGCAUACUAACGUCCAGACUUUGAGCGCCCUUGCUGUGCCGUGUGACGAAAGUCAGAAACCUCCUAAAACUUUCCGGUCAGUGACUUCCCUGCGGGACAGACCGCGUUUGUUGUGCAGUCGGUUCGCCGCCCAGAUAGUUGUUUUCGCGGGGACCCUAGGGUUUGCUGUGUCUCCUGAUGCCGUCAAGCCGUCGGCCAAUCAUCGGUCUUCCAUUGCAGUGCAACGCCAACCCAAGGUCUCCAAGGCGCCGCCGCUCAUGCCUGAAUACAAGCAUCGGGUCACUUUGCAGGUUCCAUCCAUGGAUGCUCUCAGGUAUGAUGCCAAAAAUUCCUUGACGGCCGCUUUUCAAUCGGUGCCUGUCGGUGCCCGCAUCCUUCAGGUGGUGCCUGUGCAAGGGGGCGAGGGUCCUUCAGGUUCGGGCUUUAGGGUUACUUUUGGGGUUUACAGAACCGAGGAUGAGUUCGUCAGGACAGCAGUCACUCUGUCCCAUCCUUUCGACUUGUCUUCGGCAGUGCCAGAUGAGAUGCUCGAGAUUCUUGCGUUCACUCUCACCAAAGGGCCGUUGGCUGUCAUGAGGCAUCGCUUGGACACCUUGACGAAAUGGAAAAAGUGGUCUCAGGAACUUCGUGGAGCAGAGGCCUCCUUGCACGCGAGGCUUCACCCAGAUGUCGAGAAGAUAGUUGCACGCAAGAACUUGACCCUCCUGCGACGUGUGGCUGAAGACUUGCAGUGGCCUGAUGCCACGAUAAUCGACGACAUCGAGAACGGCUUUGAGCUUGUGGGUGAGGCCAAGGUUACAGGCAUCUUCGAGGUGGAUCCGAAACCCUCUUCGAUGUCCGUGGACGAGUUGCUUGAUCAUGCGAAGUUCUUGAAGCCAGCCCUGUGGGGCAAGGUGUCGGGAGAUGCGAGCCACCCGGAUGAUCAGGAGCUCUGGGAUCUCACUUGUGCUGAAGCCGAUGAGAAAGGCUGGUUGCAUGGGCCCUACACGUGGGAACAACUGCAGAACAUGUUUGACUCCAAGUGGAUACCUGUGCGCAGAUUCUCCAUCAGGCAAAAGAACAAAUUGCGACCCAUCGACGACCUGUCCGAGAAUGCCGUCAAUCAAGUGCCCACAGUUGACACUUGUGGCAGAGGCGAGGGUUGGGAGCUGCAGCGCCAGGCUCUCGGGAGCAGGAAGACUGAAGGAACGCAAAAGACUUCGACGACUCCUGCGAAAAUCGGGAACAUGGACAGACAGUUUAUCGGGGACGGCAUCUCAGCGAAGGUGCUCUUCAGCGAGAUUACAUUCCCACAACCCUGCAAGACACAAGACGGCAAGUGCAGCGUGACAGGACUUAGCAAUCUUAAGGACGAAUUGUUUACGUGGUUAGAUGACCAGCAGUACCAUGUGAUUUUGUUGCAAGAAACUUGGCUUCGACAUGAUUCGGAUUUCAGCUCCAGGGGCUGGAUAUGCAUCAACUCGGGCAUCGAGCAAGGCAAGAGGGCGCAUGCGGGAGUUCAGAUCUGUUUACGUGCUUCAGUCUUCCCACAGCAGUACAUCAGAUUUCACCACGUGAUUCCAGGCAGAGUUCUACAUGUCCAGGCUAAAUGCAAAGGCGGCUGGGUGAACAUCAUCAACGUGUACCAAUACACAUGGGACACAGCAGCUGAACAGGAUGGAUUACUACAACGCCGAGCCGAUGUGUGGCGAGCGGUUCGCAAAACACUUGGUCAGAUACCUCAGGGCAACUUCUUACUUCUAGGUGGUGAUUGGAACACUGCUCUACCUCACCUACCACCCUGGACAGGUACCGGCAUGAUCAAGGCAAACACCGACUACACGGACAGCGAUUGCCUGGAAAACCUGCUCGCUGACUUUAAGCUCUUAGCAGUGAACACAUUUGGCAGGUCGGCAGGUGGCGGCAAGGUGGGCGGCAUCUUCCGAUCCAGCUGGAAAUUCCGCUUCGGCCUUAUCGUUCAAGGGGAUCCGGAGAUCGCGGAGCGCUACAGACAAGCACUCAGCGAGGCCCUCCAGGGGAUUGACGGUUACAAGCCGCAGUUGCUGAAUGACAUCAUGCUAAAGGUGGGUCGCGACGGCAUCCGGGCUCACUUCGUGCAGCUUUCGAGGCAUUUCGGCAUUGGGCCGCUUUCCAUCGUCUACAUAAGCAAGUCCAAAAACACAGCAGGAGGCUUCGUCGGCAACGGAUGGACCAGCUACUGGCAGAUGCACAGAACGACUGAUGGCAAGCUCAUGUCCCCGCUCGAGGAGGCAGAGGCACUUGCUGACUAUUGGAAGGGCGUGUGCGGGGGCGAUGCUAAGGACACCCCAGUGGGCUCACAGUGGAGUGGCCAGCAGGCCGCCUUGCUUGAUAGAACACAACCAGUUGACAUCACCCGGACGGAGGUGGAGACGGCUCUGCGCGGUUUGCAGAGCGGCAAGGCAGCGCCGAAACAUUGUGCACCACACGUGAUGUGGAAGAUUGCAGCGGGACCAAUAGCCGAUCACUUGGAGGACAAGGUGCUACAGAAGUGGCGUCAUGAGGGUGCUGUUGUGCCCCGAGAUUGGCCAAUAUCACUGAUUGAGCCGGCUGGCAAAAUGAUGAGUGGCAUCAUCAAGGAGAGGCUCACCCCGUACUUGGAGGCCUGGACUUGCCGACUUCCGUUCUUUGGCUACCUCAGAUGGUGCUGGGAGCAUCUGGUCGGCUUCGCCGACGACACUCAUCUGAGGUGGGAGUUCUCUUCUCUAACAGUUAUGCACAGCGCAAUGGAACAAGCUGCCAGGGCACUGGCACUUUUGGAAAGCAUGAGCCUGGUGCUCAGUCGUGAGAAAACGGUCUGCCUCUUAAAAGUUGAGGGUUCGCAAGCUCCUCAUGCCAAGAAGAAGGUGAUCCACACUCGCACGGAUGGCAAGUUCCUUCAGCUCUCACCCCAGUAUACAUUGCCACUCAAGAAAUCACACAUUUAUCUAGGAGCGGUUAUUUCAUACUCGGACUUUGAGAACAUGAACGCCAGGCAUCGUGCACAUGCGGGACAUGUGGCAUUUACACGACUCCGUCAGUACCUUAUGGCCAGGCGCACUCUACCAUUACACAAAAGACUUGCCCUAUGGAAGGCUACGGUGGCUGCAUCUACGCUUUAUUCUAUCACGGCGGCUGGCCUCACACAGAAAAGCUUCGACCUUAUCAGAGUACAGAUGACCAAACAGAUCAGGGCCAUGGCCAAUUCACCCAGGCACCUUACGCUGGAAUCGGACAGUGCUCUCCUGAAACGUCUAAAGCUUUUAUCACCAGCAGACAUGAUAGAAUCGAGACUUCUUGCAUUAGUUUCUCGGACCAGUGAACUCGCUCAGACUCUUCAUCCGGAUGAUGUGCGCAUUAUGCCGCUCAUUGUCGACUGGGAGGCCGCCCGUUUGCAGCAUUUUCGAGACCUACGGAAACCUCGACUCAAACAGGACGGCGAUGAACAUGUUUGCGAGGAGUGCCAAGCAGUUUUCGACUCGGCAGCUGCAUUGAGGCAGCAUAUCGCCAGGCUUCAUAGCAAAGCACGGCGGGAAGCUCCCAGCGAGGUGUUUGAUCAUCACCGACAUGGCACCGACGGGAUGCCGACAUGUAGUAGGUGCGGUCAUCGGUUUGAGAGAUGGGCCGACCUCAACAAACACAUCAAGGGCAACUUUUGUCAGGCAGCCCCGCUGGACAUGAAUGCCACGAUGGUCAAGGAGGCGUACCUUCAACAAGCGAGAACCCUGCCAGCUACUGGCCGGGACCCGCGCACCAUAACACUCACGGAUGCCUUGAGGGAUGAGCUUCUCCAUCAUUGCGGAAUCUGUCGUCAGUGGCUGCCCAACUCUCGGUAUGUCAAAAUCCACUACACCAGAGUUCACCCGGAUUACUGGCAGCAACAUCAGGCUGCCACUCAAAAUUGGAGACGAAAACAUAUCGCCAGAAUCAAGGACAGCUGCUCGUGGUGUGGUGGCACUCCGGGUGCCGGCUCCGUUCAUUCAGACUCGUGCCCAGUGCUUUUUCAACUUACCAUGAUUGAUGCCAUUGUGCGUGAGGAGACGGGACAGAAUGCCGAGGACAGUGAGAGGACAGCAGUGCAGCCGGAACCCAUGCCACAGCCGGUUUUCGCAAACACAUGCGGGAGCAACAUGCAGCAUGGUGGAACGCACGUUCGGAAAAGAUCGAGGCUCUUUGCACAGCGUGGGCACAUGGACUGGGCAAACCCAAAUGCCAAUACUGUGACCAACAUUACAAUCAUAGAGCUCAACAUGCUGGGGUUUGCUACAAACUAUUUCAAGAAGCCGUGCACCGUAGUGUCCAAUCGCACCCGCAUGACGUUCCAGGAAGCCGAGAUGGAGUUGGAUUCGGAAGCCAGCAACCCACAAUCGGCACAGGAGAUCAUGGACGUGUUCGGAACUUGCUUGCCGUCGGUGUUGCAGCUUCAACAAGAACCUACGAACAAGCGAGCCAAGACCAACGAGACACCGACACAGAACUCGGAGCACACAAGAACGAUGCAACCACGGGGAGGCCAGCGGAGAGGGGGUCCACAACAUCCUCAGCGGGGAAACUUCGGUGGCAACAACUCUUCGGACAAGCUCAUGUCGCUAACUCUUACAAUGGCUCGUCUAUGUCUCCGACAAGAAGAAGAACUUCAGUUGCUACGCAUGGACAAGCAAUUCCUGAUUCACUUCGAGAGCGGUCCCCAGGGGUUACUUGCGUCGUUCUUUGCGAUAGCAAAGAAGUGGCACGAGGCUCGACACAAAUCCCCUCCGGAAGUCGCGAACUCCCUGAGAGUGUGCAUGGUGAACAGCAUGUGGCUCGAACUACACAGCAGGCUAGAACGGAUGCUCAAGGACACAACGACUCAGAACAACUUGCACAAACACGGUUGGAUCACCAAGGACGGGGAGAAGAUCAUGUGGCCAUACAAGGUGUGGGACGGGCAACAGCAGCAACUGAUGAUCGACAACAGCCGGGCACCGAUCGAACACAACAGCAUGCUCGACAUUAUCAAGAAGCUCCAGACGAUCUUCUUGCAGGAAACCGAGAAUCUAGUCCACAAGUUUCGCAGCACAAGACGCCUCACCGAGCACAUUGCGGGCACGACUCUGCCGUUCAUGAUGUCGUUGAGUUGUCGAGGCGAACAAGCGGACAAAGCUCACCACCUGUGCACGAUGAUAUCGGGCAACAGCGUGCUCCAGCUUAUCGGGGCGAGGAUGCGACCGGAAAGAGCCAAAAGACAACCGCUGGCGGACAUGCUAGCCAAGGAGAUGGAUCAAAUGAAGGGCGCCCACAAGUGA